Cercospora beticola is the source of this 765-nucleotide messenger RNA. RefSeq lists its product as uncharacterized. Lineage: Eukaryota; Fungi; Ascomycota; Dothideomycetes; Mycosphaerellales; Mycosphaerellaceae. The record is from RefSeq and is a predicted model, not a curated record.
AUGCCUCAAGACACGCUGAUUCCGCCUACCACGCUGGUCGCUGGUUACACGAGAAUACCGGCUAGAUAUCACACGCUUACCCUCACAAUGCCUGUUGUUCCUCGCGCGAAGCGCAAUCCUCGCAUCCAGGCUCGUGAUGGCGACACGAAGACUCCAGAGCGGUCUGGAUUCAAGCUGAAAUUGAAGAACCCAGACUUCAAGCGCCAUACUGUCGCCAUUCCAGAGAAUAAAAGAUUGCGUCUUCUCGCAGAGAUUGCGAACCGCAUUCUUUUCUGGUUUCUGAAGGACACUAGCGACCACCCCAGCAUCAAGAUCGACGGUACCAGUAAAGCGGCAGGCUCUGGAGAUGCGUACAAGAAGCAUUUCAAGAUCCUGUCCUUUAGUCGUGCCUGGCGCAAGACAAAUGCUAUAGAGAUCCACUACUAUCUCCCAGAAAGACUGCUCAGAGUCCCUGCAAACAUCGGUUUCCGGCCACCAAACAUUUCUCGUGCUAGUUAUGCUCUUCUCAAGGUUCCGGACAUCCUGCGCGAGUCUAUUGUGGAGAUAUCGCUCUUCUGCACCCGCGAUCUCUCUAUUUAUUCGGUCACGGAGUCUGCGUACAACUUCAUCAGCAAGCGCAAGACGACCUACAACACUCAAAAGCUUUCCAUAUUUAUCCAAGACGGAGAGAAGAUGCGCUGUAGUAAGGAUCUAAGAGGGUUAGGCAGGGAAGAUCCAAAACUUCGUCAAGCGUUGCUUCUUAAUCGCCAACAAUAUGCACGUUAA